Molecule: messenger RNA, 819 nt
Organism: Gastrolobium bilobum
Lineage: Eukaryota; Viridiplantae; Streptophyta; Magnoliopsida; Fabales; Fabaceae
Exons: 4
Coding region: 1-819 (272 amino acids)
Source: RefSeq, a predicted model, not a curated record
AUGGGGAGAAUGGGACAAGAGUCAGAUUACAAAACUCAGUUGGUAUUGAAGAUUUGCUCCAUUUCCACCCGUUCAGUUGUAUGUGUUCAUAGACUUGUCUCAAAUCCAGCUAAGUCAACUUUCAUCGAUUGGUAUUGCAUUCUUGGAGUGGAAGGAAAUGCAGAGGUUAAUACCAUUCGCAAGCAAUACCAUAAACUUGCCUUGCAACUUCAUCCAGACAAGAAUAAACAUCCCAAGGCUGAAAUUGCAUUCAAGCUUGUCUCUGAGGCAUAUAUUUGUCUGUCUGAUGCUGCAAAAAGAAAAGCUUUUAACUUAGAGAGAUAUAAGAACUUCUGCUUUGAGUGCAAUAGAAUCCCGUAUACAUCCAGCAAUGUCCCUAGCAAUUCCAAUGGUUCAAUUUUCAAGGCAUGGAAUAUUAUCAGCAGGUCAAGAUCUUGUAAAGUUUGGAGAAAUAUUAGGGACAUAAGAGAAAGAUUGAAGGAGGAGGCUAUGGUGAUAGAGAAGUGUCUACAGGCAAAUUCAAUGUCAAGGAAAGAAUCUCCCCUCUACAUUCCAUCUAACUAUCUACAUGGAAACAGGUUCAAGCAUAGAGUUGAGAAAGAAAUUCCUGUUUUCAAUCCAAAAAACUACUUGUACCAAGGCUACCCUCAUCCAAGGGGUCCUGUUUACAAGAAUACUGAGACAUAUUGGUACUUGCAGACAGUAAAUGUAGUUCACAAUGACAAGGGAGGAGCUAAGUACGCUUCCCCGGUUUUUGAGGUCAAAUCACAAAGGAGUAUGCUCACAAGAAAAUUUGUUUAUGUCCCAUCACAAUGUUAG